Messenger RNA from Carassius gibelio (silver crucian carp), 2515 nucleotides. RefSeq names its product testican-3. The transcript is spliced from 11 exons. Gene Ontology annotation, molecular function: calcium ion binding; protein binding. The coding region runs from base 124 to 1278 and encodes 384 amino acids. NCBI's taxonomy places the organism in Eukaryota, Metazoa, Chordata, Actinopteri, Cypriniformes, Cyprinidae. The record is from RefSeq and is a predicted model, not a curated record.
AGAGAGAGAGAGAGAGAGAGAGAGAGAGAGAGAGAGAGAGAGAGAGAGAGGUUGGUGAAGAUCAGUUGAGUCUUAGCACGGAGCUCUUCAGUCAAUGACAGCGCUCACAUUCUCCUCUUGAAGAUGCUUGUGCUGGUCAGUGUGUGCGCGCUGCUGAUCGCCGGAGCUUCUGCCCGCAACGACAACGGCAAUUUUUUGGACGACAAAUGGUUGACCGGGAGAUGGGACAAAUUCAGAGAUGAACCAGGAACAUGGAGCCCAGGAAAACCAUUCGAUCAAGCUCUGGACCCUGCCAAAGACCCGUGCCUCAAGAUAAAAUGUGGCCGCCAUAAAGUGUGUGUGGCUGAAGAUUACCAAACACCCACCUGUGUUAGUCAACGUAGAGUGAGUUUUAAGGACAUGAAUAUGAACUCACAACUUCUGAAAUGCAAAAGAUGUCCAGUUGUGCACCCUUCACCUGUUUGCGGAACAGAUGGACACACUUACUCCACCAAGUGUAAACUAGAAUAUCAAGCUUGCAUCUCUGGGAAGCAGAUUUCUGUGAAGUGUCCAGGACAGUGUCCCUGCCCUUCAGGAAAUCCAGCAGAGAAGAGAGGAUGUGGUAAUGCAGAGAUGAUUGAAGUGGUCAGCAGAUUACGAGAGUGGAUCACAGUUCUUCACGAGAGUGGCAAUCCCAGCAAGAAAUACAAGUUCCAGAAGCCAGAAAAGAAGGUUGACAUGAGUAAGGUUCCCCUCUGUAAGGACUCUCUGGGCUGGAUGUUCUCCAGACUGGACACAAACUUUGACCUUCAGCUCGAACAAUCAGAGCUGUCCAGCCUGAGCUCGGAGAAGAGUGAUGUGUGCACUAAAGCCUUCCUCAGGUCAUGUGACACAGACAGAGACAGGCUUGUUUCCAGCCAGGAGUGGUGUUCUUGCUUUCAGAGAUAUCAAGAGGCUCCCUGCCAGUCAGAGAUCACCAUCAUCCACAAACAGCAAGCUGGGAAGAAAUUACUGGGUCCGUACAUCCCCUCCUGUGAUGAGGAUGGCUUCUACAGGCCUCACCAGUGUCAUGGCAGCAGUGGUCAGUGCUGGUGUGUGGACCGCUAUGGAAAUGAGAUGGCUGGGUCUCAUACCCACGGCCCUGCUGACUGUGCCGUGGAGUCUUCUGGAGAUUUCGGCAGCGGUGACUCUCUGCUCUCAGACGAUGAAGAUGGUGAUGUUGUAAAUGAUGAAGAGGAGAUGGGAGAUGAUGAUGAUGAAUAUGAACAGAUUGAUGAUGAGUAUGGGUACCUAUCAUAAUCCGUUUUCCGCUCUUUUUUUCAAUUAUUUUAAAACAUUUUAAAACAAGGAACCAAAUAAAUGACAGACUUUCAUUUGGCCUUAAAGCACGUUUCUAGCUGAUCUCGGCAGAGUGCAGGACUAACAUUACUAAAGGGUUCAUCUACCCCUGUGCCGUAUAAUAUUUGUACAAAAUUAAUAACCACAUUUCAUUUGUAUUACUUUUCUUAUAUUCAUCCAAAGUUAAAACAUAUAUGGACAGACUUUGCAGGUUUGAAGAGAAAUUAUUGAGGGUUCAGUGUUUGCACUUAUAAACAUGGCACACAAAUACAUGCCAACACACCUGACAUGUCAUGAUUUCAUGAGCAAUUCGCUCUGUAACUCUGCACCUGACAGGAUGUGAUUUCACAUCAUGCCAUGAGGAGCUAACAUCCAUAUUCAUACAUCUCAUAAAGGUUCACCAUAAAUCACAUACCUACAUUGACAUUUUUUUUCAUCAGCAGAAUGAAUACUUAAACUUAUGGAGAAAAAAAAUCUAUCAAAAUGUAUUCAAUGUUUGAUAUGUAAAUGUGGACAUUUUAGAGGAAAUGAAAUUAAGACCCGGCCUAGAGUGACCGCACAAUAAAAUCCAUGUGACUGCAGUCGGUGUUAGAAGAAAACAGAGUCAUGCUAUUUACAGAGGCUUAAACACACACACAUACUCACACACACUUAUCUUGUAAACACAAUGGCAGUCCUUGGGCAUGAGGUGCCUUUGAUGCAACAUGGAGGAGCGGUUGAAAAGGUCUGGGGAUAAAGAAAGCAGAAGAUAUUCAGUGUUAGAAUAUAGAACUUGACUGCCGUAUGAAUCUAAAAAAAGAGAGGUUUUGCGUCACAUUCUCUGUUGUUUUGGUCUAUGGGAGAAAGUGAAAAUUAGUUAGUUUCGAUAUGUUACUGUAGACGACAAAUCAUACGAUAGAUGCUGCUGCUGUCACUUAUUCUUCUCUUCCCUCUCAGUGCUUCUGCAUUUUCUGUCAGAUCUGUUUUCAUGAUGUGCAUAUGAAAAUAUAAAUUUCCUUCUAUGGACUUUGUGGUGUUUUCUAUGGGGGAAAAAAAGUUUGGUCUAAUGAGUUUGAUAAUCCAUUUCCGAGGUCAAAGGAACCACCUUUAUCAGUGUUGUCCAGCUGUUGUUAUAGAGAGAACACAUUUUGGUUUGUUUGUUUUUUACAGUAUACAUACAGUAUCAUUUGCUCAAAUAAAGUUACACAGACCAAAACAA